GCUCUCGACCCAAGCAUGAACGGCGAGACAGUGAAGGUCCCGAUCACUUGUUUGAGGUUCGACAAGCCUGAUGAUGGCUAUCCAUGCAUGGAAGAUUGGAUCAGCACCUUCGAAUCCAUGCUGUUCGGCGGUGUGGACUUGGGAAGGAGCAUCAACCAGGUCAAAGGUUGGACGCGGUCCAGUGUGGUGAUGACUAUGCUCCUAGCUGCAAGCGAGAUCGACAUGACUGAUCCCUCACGCGCUGAGUGGCUCAAACCUUUGGUGCCAUUCACCUUCGACAUGGACCAGACCUCGCGAAGCUUCCGCAAUAUGACCCUUUCAUUCCGCGGCUCGGAGAGGCAAAGUCCCAACACUCUCCAAUUGUCUCUUCGCUUCUCCAAGUUAAUGGAGAUUCGGGAGGCCGAUGGGCGUCACCUGCCUUCUAUGACUGCGGAAGAGCGGUUACGCGAGAUUGUCGAGGAGUUCAACUCGUCGGCCGGGUUGCAAGCAAAACACAAGAUGGACGAAGAUCGCUUUCGUGCUAUGUUGAACAUCAUUGGAGGCACCACUGCAUCCCGCAACAUUAUUCGAUCCCAUGUCGACCACCACAAGUGGAAGGAGUGCUGCUUCAGCACUGAGCAGUUUCGCUCACAGCGUUGGUUGCUGGGGACUAGUCCCAAGUCCACCAGCUGCCCUGCCGAACUGAAGAAAGUUCUCACGGUGAAUGAGGAGGCCCAAAGUCUGCACUUGCAGCUCACUGUCCAAUGUUUCCUGGACAAUGGCAGGCGGCUCCGACCGAGCGCAAGGCCAAGAGUCCGAUGGUCUACAUCAACCUUUGAUGCGCAUUGUGACUUCGCCUGUGUCUAUGCAUCGGUGCUUCGGGAGGCAAGGCUUCUUGCAAGCUUCACUGAAGAGAAGGAGAAGAUGAUUCUGAAAGCCUUUUUCCAAAAGCUGGCAGAGAACCUGAUGGAGAAGUGCUGCCGCAUUAGCCUCGUGACUGACAAGCAAGCAUUGGAUCCAAAGACUGAAGCUGUCUUCAGGCAAACCGCUGCAACCUGCAAGGUUGGAGUGACUGACGUCUACUCACUGCUUUAUGUGGAUUGCACCAAACUUGGUGUCUUGCAGCAAGGUGAAAUCAACCACAUUGGUAGCAUGGCAGAGCGGCAUUUGAUGCGAAACCCUUCCCGUAGCGCUCUGGUGCUGAUCCCGCCGCUGCUGGUGGGCUCCGACAGCGCUGGCACAUUGCGGAAAGAUAUCAGGAAGUUGGAAGACAAGCUGAACGCUCACAAGAUCGAACUUCGAUCGUUCACUUUGAACCUGAACAUUGACCAGCUCCACAAGAACCGGGAACUUCCAAUGGGGUUCGUGUGCUACAUCGGGGUCCUGGAUUCAUCAUUACCGUUGAGGGGCACAGCUCACAGGGUUGUUCGGGGUGGUGUGCCAGAACCCGAGAGCUCAGUGAAUGUGUUCUGUUCCAGCCCUUUGUGGCUGCGCCAGGCCCUUCCUGCCACUGCAUUCCCACCUGCCUUGCCAGAAAAGGAGUUUGUCGUUCCAGGCGAAGCGCUCCUCUCUCACAGUGAGAGGCGGAAUCUAACGGAUCUCCAAGAAACAAGCCAAUGGCUUGGAGGCCAAGCAGUGCCAUCAGCGGUUCUGGAGCAUCUUUGCAGCCACUUGAAGACCCCAUCAGCAGUGGUUGUCUUGCACCCUACCACUUACGACGGGUGUGUGGAGCUAGCUUGCCUUCAACAUGGGUACGCUGCGGUGGGAUCAUCGGCAGUGGAGAGCUAUCACAAGUGCUCGAGAGAAGUUGUGAAGAACCACCUCUUGCAGGUUCGCCUAUUCCAUCAACAUGGAACCAUGUUUCAAAGUUGA
Durusdinium trenchii is the source of this 1851-nucleotide messenger RNA. The record is from the annotation of a GenBank genome assembly. Lineage: Eukaryota; Dinophyceae; Suessiales; Symbiodiniaceae.